AUGCUGUGGCUUGGAGGCUGCAAGAAUGACGCCCUUUCUCUUUCUUUGCUUGCUUUUGCUUAUGAACCGACUCAAAGAGCCGACUCAUUUGUGAACGACUCAACACUAGUCGAGCUCCAGCAGCCUCCGCUUCAGGUGGAGCGCUUAAGUAGGAAGAUGGCGACGGACAAAUCUAAACAUGAAGGCGGCAGGGUGAAAAUUGGACAUUAUAUUCUUGGAGAUACGCUCGGAGUGGGGACUUUUGGUAAAGUUAAAGUGGGCCAGCAUGAGCUGACUAAACACCAGGUAGCUGUAAAGAUCCUGAACAGACAGAAGAUUCGCAGUCUGGAUGUGGUUGGAAAGAUUCGCCGUGAGAUCCAAAACCUCAAGCUCUUCCGACAUCCACAUAUAAUUAAACUGUACCAGGUUAUUUGCACACCGACAGACAUAUUCAUGGUUAUGGAAUAUGUGUCUGGGGGAGAGCUGUUUGACUACAUUUGCAAAAAUGGAAAGCUGGAUGAAAAAGAGAGUCGCCGCUUGUUCCAGCAGAUCAUUUCAGGUGUGGACUAUUGCCACAGACACAUGGUGGUACACAGAGACCUGAAGCCUGAGAACGUUUUGCUGGACGCUCACAUGAACGCCAAGAUCGCCGACUUUGGCUUGUCAAACAUGAUGUCGGACGGGGAGUUUUUACGAACCAGUUGUGGCUCCCCUAAUUAUGCCGCUCCCGAGGUCAUCUCAGGAAGGCUGUAUGCUGGACCUGAGGUGGAUAUCUGGAGCAGUGGAGUAAUCCUGUACGCUUUGCUGUGUGGCACACUUCCGUUCGAUGAUGAUCAUGUGCCAACACUUUUCAAAAAGAUCUGUGACGGCAUCUUCUUUACACCACAGUACCUGAAUCAUUCAGUUAUCAGCCUUCUCAAACACAUGCUGCAGGUCGAUCCCAUGAAGAGAGCCACCAUUAAAGAGAUCCGGGAAGACGAGUGGUUUAAGCAGGACCUACCUAAGUAUUUGUUUCCAGAGGACGCAUCUUAUAGUACCAAUAUGAUAGAUGAGGAAGCACUAAAGGAGGUGUGUGACAAGUUUGAGUGCACAGAAGAGGAGGUGCUCAACUGCAUUUACGGUCGUAAAAACCAGGACCCUCUAGCAGUAGCCUACCAUCUGAUCAUAGAUAACCGCCGCAUCAUGAGUGAGGCUAAAGACUUCUACCUGGCCACAAGCCCCCCUGACUCCUUCCUGGAUGAUCUGCCCGCUCACCACUUUGCCAAACCUCACCCGGAGCGAGUGCCCUUCCUGGUGGCCGAAGCUCAGCCCCCGCGGCCCCGUCACACCCUUGAUGAGCUCAACCCCCAAAAGUCCAAGCACCUGGGGGUCCGGCGUGCAAAGUGGCAUCUUGGCAUCCGCAGUCAGAGUAGACCCAAUGACAUCAUGAGCGAGGUUUGCCGGGCCAUGAAGCAGCUUGAUUAUGAGUGGAAGGUUGUUAACCCUUAUUAUUUGCGUGUGAGAAGAAAGAACCCAGUAACAGGAAUGCAGUCCAAGAUGAGCCUGCAGCUUUACCAGGUGGACAGCAGGACCUAUCUCCUGGAUUUUAGAAGCAUAGAUGAUGACAUUAUGGAGACAAAGUCGGGCACCGCCACCCCGCACCGCUCGGGCUCAGUUGGGAACUACCGGACUACCCUUAAGAACGAGAAGAACGGAUCGGAGGAGGGAGUAAAGGGCGACGGCUCGGCCCCCUCUACACCACCAGUGGGAGGAGCGAGGCAGGCCGAAGGUUCUCUCGCGUCGUCCCUCACAUCUUCAGUGGACUCUGCAGGGGGAGAGACGUACCCGCGACCCGGCAGCCACACCAUCGAGUUCUUCGAGAUGUGUGCUAACCUGAUUAAGCUGCUGGCUCGAUAACUUGCUGCUGUCACACCUCUUUCUGCUCUGGCUUCUAGGACUUUCUACCUCCUUGUCUUGAUUCUCUGUUUCCAUCUAUUUCUCUCUCUCAUUUUUUUUUUCCUUAGUUUCUUUAGAGCAAUAAGCAUGCCAGAGGGCAACUUGAGGCUCCAUGCAUCCUACACGCACAACAGUGGCACUGCGAUGAUCCGUUCGAUUGGUAGACGGGGAGGUGAAGCUGCGGGCGAGGUGCUUGAAAGUCUUAAAAGAUUGAAAAGCCACUUUAUACUAACGAGAGAAUGUUCUUUUUAGAGCUGAUUACACAAUUGUUUCUCAUUGGGCUUGUUAGCCCAUGAUUUCCUUACAGAGAGUAAGGUGUAGAGAUAGCUGUGCAUUAAAUUAUACACUGAGCUAGCUGUACUGUAUAUAAUGGCACCACAAAGAGAGAGCGACUGAGGCAGAAUGCACUUUUGCACAGGUUUUUUUCCCAUAUGCUUCUGCUGUUAGAAUAAGCAUGCAAUUCCAGAAACGGGGCCAUAUUAAUGAGAGGACUUGGAAUGUAGGGACCAACCUUUAAAGAGCUGGAUACUCUUAAUUGUGUGGGUGCAUUUACAUGCACACUAAUAAUCUGAUUAUUAUUAGACUUUAACUGAUUGAUUAAGUACUCAUGUAAACAUUUUCUGAUAUUUGAAAGCCAUCAGCAUUUAGCUUUAGUACUUGGGUUCUACAGUGCAUGUAUCGUGUUGAAGCUUUCAGCUUUCGGCACAUGAAGUCAUUCCACUUUCUUUUUAAUUGUAUCUGUGCUGCACCAGCAUUCAAGCAUUCCAAGCAGUUAAUGUGCAUUUUUGGGGAGUGGGGUGGAUUAGAAAGUAAAAUAAAGUUAAGGGGAUAAAUUUAUUGAUUUGUUAAGUUUCAAAAUUCUUACAGAAGCGUAAAAGUCUAUUAAACACACCUUCAUGUUUCUACAACUCUUCAUUUGCAUAGUGCUUACUAACUAACCAAGCCAUCGAUGCACUAAGUACCGACUAUUUAAUUGUACCAGGUAUUUAAUUACUCAAAAGCAUGUUAAUGGCAAACUCCAGUAUCUGGAAUCAUCAUGAGAUUUUAAGUACUACCAUAAAAACAUCAGUAACAACUACCAGCACAUUUAUACAUUUAAUUGAAAUUAUGCUUAUUUUUUUAAACCCUGCAGUUACUAUAAAUAAAUUUAGAACCAGUGAUUUAGAGAAUCAUUGUAGAUGAAUUCUACUAAAUAAAUUCAAGUGUUUUCACAGCUUCUACUUUCUGUAAAGCAUGUUUGUGCAUGUUGAACAGUGCUCGUUGAUGAACUAACCUGGAAGUGAACUUAAACCAGUUCAAAAUUCCUAAUGCUUUCUUUUUUGAGAGCCGAUUUACUGUCUUUGCAUCUGAAAUGUUUUAUUUCCGAGCCGAGUUAUAAUUGCCAAAGUGUUUGUGAGAUCAGCUGCCCGUUUUAUGUGUUCAUACGUCAGGUUCUUUAUUAAUGACUGUUAAUAGUCAGUAAAUAGUUGUAAAAGGGGGCAGUAAUUUGCAAAAGAAGUCCAAAAUCAAUAAAUGAAUAAUGUAAGAUUAAAUCUGCUUACUCCAUUUACACUUUUCAGGGUGGGUUGCUCAGUGAUUAUCACUAUCAUCCUCUUUAUUAUCAUCCUAGUAAUUAUUAUGGUAUUAUGAGGGGAAGUUCUCUCCUGCUUACCUGUUAGUCAUGUUUGGCAUAAAAACGUGAAUGCUGGUGUGGGAGGAUUUAAUUCAAUGCAUGGUUUAUUUAGUAGAGAGAGCUGAGGGCUUUAGUUAAACCAUUCCCUAUCUCUGAAAUCACUUUCUUAACUAAUUAAAAGCAACAUUUGUACCGCGAAUGUCAGCAGAUUGUAGACCUGGAGUCUCGAUAUUAAUAGAUUACCCGAAGAAGUGCACGUAAACGUUAUAUUCAGAUCAUUGCCAAAAUGUCAUUGAUUUAUUUAUUUUGAACCGUUAUCAGAUUAUUCUGUACAUGUAAACACUUAAGUGUUGCAAUCUUAACACAUUCAGUUUAAGAAAGUGCAAUGACCAGCCUGUAACCGUGUUCAUAAAUGAGAUUUAUUUUUCUUUUUUUGAUGAACUUUUUGAUUUUUAAGUCUUGGUCUUGAUUUUUUUCCCUUUUUGUUUCACUUUUUAAUCUACUUUAAGUUGCUCACAUUUUACUAUAGUAAUAAGUGUAUACAUGAUUAAAAGGAAGCAUUAUCAGUGCUAUAUGGGAUGGUAGUUUAUAUUAAAAUAAUAAUGUACUGAGGUUUUUAAGAGGUGGUGUUGAUUAUAUUGUGUGAUGUUUUAUUCCAUACACUGUUUAUCCAUGUUUUAAGUGUUUGAUUGCAGUUGUUUUACGAAUGUGUCGGCUAGAAAAGGCUGUGGGGGAAAAUGUUUGAAUUGAACUUGCAUUGUUUCACUUUUCAACCCUGAAAACUCAAAUGUCUUAAACAGGAAAUUAAAAGAAGUGACCUGCACGACUGCUGUAAAGUACAAAACAGACACAUUAGAGUCACUUAAGCCUGAGAAGAGAAAUGAAAGAAUUAGACAGGAUAGAGAUGGGAAACAGUAUUUAUGUUUAUGUAAUGUUGCAAAAAUAUAUAUUUUUGGUAUUUUAAAAUUAGGGAAAGCAGAUUGUGUGUGCUUGACGUCUGUUUUUGCUGAAGUGCCCUAAUGCACCAUAUUUCUAUUAAAAUCUGUGUAUAAAAACUUAGGGUUUGACUGCAGGUUUUUAAAAAGAAUAAAUAUUUUUAUGAUAAUUACACCCUAUUAUGAACUUAAACAGUUUGGACGGCAUGUUUUUUAGACUUAGCAGUAUCUAAAAACCUUAAAGCUAAUUAUUAUAUGAUGUACUGUUUAGGUUUAACUGCACGUCUCACAGUAAUUAAACUUGUCUUGAUUAAAAUCCA
Trichomycterus rosablanca is the source of this 4781-nucleotide messenger RNA. It is a transcript of the gene prkaa1, whose product is annotated as protein kinase, AMP-activated, alpha 1 catalytic subunit. Bases 1 to 1875 code for a protein of 624 amino acids. NCBI's taxonomy places the organism in Eukaryota, Metazoa, Chordata, Actinopteri, Siluriformes, Trichomycteridae. Gene Ontology annotation, biological process: intracellular signal transduction; protein phosphorylation. Gene Ontology annotation, molecular function: ATP binding; protein serine/threonine kinase activity. The transcript has 11 exons. The record is from RefSeq and is a predicted model, not a curated record. Gene Ontology annotation, cellular component: cytoplasm.